ACUGUGUUAGAAAGUUAGGUCAUGACUGAAAGUGGAACACAGAUGCCUGGGAACAAACCACUGGGUCGUGAAUAGACAGAGUUGAAGAGGAAUAUGAGAUAAAUUUUAAUGUUUGGUUUGGUGUGAUUCAGCUGAGAGAUGAGAUGCAUUGAUAAAAACAAACAGAAAUAUAAUUAAUAGCAGCUUUUGUUUCAGGAAAAAGGCAACUGCUUUGUCCCGAUUCUCAGAUAUCAUCUUUCUUAACCAGAAUAAUGAAAACAAGUGUUUUCCUUCUGCUGCUCCUCUUAAGAACGAGUUCGACUUCCACUUAUCAAAAUGUGGCCUUGCGUGGUACAGCAGCCCAGUCGAUCUCUGAGGACCACGUCCUCUCAGCUGCCCACAAUGCAAUUGAUGGAAACCGUAACUCUGACUUCAGGGCGGGAUCGUGCACGCUCACUAGUGCACAGAACCGUCCCUGGUGGAGAGUGGACCUGCUUCAGUCCUACAUCAUCACUUCUGUCACCAUCACCAACAGAGGAGACUGCUGUCAUGAAAGGCUCAACGGGCUAAAGAUCCACAUAGGCAACUCUUUGAACAACGAAGGUUUAGGAAACCCAAAGGUUGGUGAAAUUUCUGAAGUUGGUGCUGGCAUAUCCUUCAGUGUGACUUUCACUGAUCGAGCAGAGGGGCGCUAUGUUAUAUUGACUCUGCCUGGUUCAAGAAAGAUUCUCACACUCUGUGAAGUGGAAGUCUAUGGAUACCGUUCUCCAACUGGAGACAAUCUUGCACUUGAAGGAAAAGCCACACAGUCAUCGUUGUAUGGAUUUGGAUUUGCAUACAAUGCCAUCGAUGGAAAUCGUAACAGCAAGUGGGAAGAGGGCUCCUGCACUCACACAAACAACAACAUCAGCCCCUGGUGGCGUCUUAAUUUGCGCAAAACCCAUAAAGUGUUUUCUGUUAAAAUUGUCAACAUUGACUCCAACCCCGAACGGCUCAACGGAGCUGAGAUUCGCAUUGGAGAUUCCCUUGACAACAAUGGCAACAACAACCCCAGGUGUGCAGUGAUCACAAACAUCGCGGGAGGUGCUGUUGCCAAUUUCACAUGCAAUGGAAUGGACGGCCGCUAUGUGAACAUUGUCAUCCCGGCCCGAGAAGAGUUCCUUAGUCUGUGUGAAGUUGAAGUGUAUGGAUCUAAACUUGAUUAGGUUCAUAACAUUCAACUUUUACACAUGAUCAUAUGAACCAAAACUCAUCUGUCACUUGCUAAUCACUCAUCUAUCUAUCUAUCUAUCUAUCUAUCUAUCUAUCUAUAACUGAAUUCCCACACAGCUCAUUUUAAGUUUUUCUGUGACUGCAUGAUGAGACUUUAGGAUAGAGGACUGAAAAUACUUUGUAAGAUAAAUACAGACAAUAUAAGAGCACAAUCAGAUAAACAUGUAUACAACCUGCACAUUGUGAUAGAUGUUUGCUUAUAGUUUCCUACCAUAAGCAAUUGAUGGAUUUUCAUUGUACCUGCUGAAGAAAGAAAAAGCUGUAUGUAAUGAUUAUUGAAAUACAAUAAAACCAUUUAAAACCU
This is a messenger RNA of Haplochromis burtoni (Burton's mouthbrooder), 1555 nucleotides long. Its product is annotated as fucolectin-1. The record is from RefSeq and is a predicted model, not a curated record. Lineage: Eukaryota; Metazoa; Chordata; Actinopteri; Cichliformes; Cichlidae. The transcript is spliced from 6 exons. Bases 252 to 1184 code for a protein of 310 amino acids.